UCCGCUCUCCAGCCAUCAUGGCGUCUCCCAGUGGGAAAGGAGCCCGGGCGCCUGAGGCCCCUGGCUGCGGGCCCCGGCCACUCGCCCGGGACCUGGUGGACUCCGUGGACGACGCGGAGGGGCUCUACGUGGCCGUCGAGCGGUGUCCGCUGUGUAACACCACCCGCCGGCGGCUGACCUGUGCCAAGUGUGUUCAGAACGGCGAUUUCGUUUACUUCGACGGCCGCGACCAGGAGAGAUUUAUUGACAAGAAAGAACGGUUAAGCCAGCUUAAAAGCAAGCAAGAAGAAUUUCAGAAUGAAGUAUUAAACGCUGUGGAAGGAAAGUGGAUAACAGAUCAGUUGAGAUGGAAAAUAAUGUCUUGCAAGAUGAGGAUUGAACAGCUGAAGCAAACAAUAUGUAAAGGAAAUGAAGAAAUGAAGAAGAAUUCUGAAGGCCUUCUCAAAAACAAGGAAAAGAAUCAGAAGCUUUACAGUCGAGCACAAAGGCACCAAGAGAAAAAGGAGAAGAUUCAAAGGCACAAUCGCAGACUUAGUGACCUGGUAGAGAAAAAGUCCAUUGACUUAAGAAGUCAUUAUGAACAUCUGGCAGAACUUCGGCGAUCCCGUAUAUUGGAGCUCACCUCUGUCAUUUUCCCAAUCGAUGAAGUAAAGACUGGCGUGAGAGAUCCUGCAGAUGUAUCUUCAGAGAAUGACAGCGCCAUGACCUCCAGCACUGUGAGCAAGCUUGCUGAAGCCCGGAGAACCACCUACCUUUCUGGUCGAUGGGUCUGUGAUGAUCACAAUGGCGACACCAGCAUUAGCAUUACAGGACCGUGGAUUAGCCUCCCCAACAACGGGGACUACUCUGCCUACUACAAUUGGGUAGAAGAGAAGAAAACAACCCAGGGGCCUGACAUGGAGAACAGUAACCCGGCCUACACAAUUAGUGCUGCCCUGUGCUAUGCCACUCAGCUCGCCAACAUUCUGUCCCACAUACUUGACGUCAAUCUCCCCAGAAAGCUGUGCAACAGUGAAUUUUGUGGAGAAAAUCUCAGCAAACAGAAAUUUACUCGAGCAGUGAAGAAAUUGAAUACAAAUAUCCUUUACCUUUGUUUUUCUCAGCAUGUCAACUUAGAUCAGUUACAACCACUUCAUACCCUCAGGAAUCUAAUGUAUCUGGUCAGUUCGAGCUCCGAGCACCUAGGCAGGUCAGGGCCCUUUGAGGUGCAAGCGGACCUUGAGGAGUCCAUGGAGUUCGUGGAUCCUGGAGUGGCUGGAGAGUCAGAUGAAAGUGGAGAUGAGCACAUAAGUGAUGAGGAAACGGACCUGGGCACAGACUGGGAGAACCUGCCAAGCCCCCGCUUUUGUGACAUCCCAUCCCAGCCUGUGGAAGUCUCCCAGAGCCAGAGCUCGCAGGCAUCUCCGCCCAUCUCAAGCAGCAGUGCAGGUGGGAUGAUCUCCUCCGCUGCAGCCUCAGUGACCUCCUGGUUCAAAGCUUACACUGGACAUCGUUAGUGAGCAUGGCUCAAACUGCCAGAUUCGCAUCACAACAGCUCUGCUGUUAGUAACCUCAUCCGCGUAGUGAACGGUAGUGCUCGGAACAGAGGUUAACCACUGUCAGUUGUUUCAAGCAGGGAGAGGAGCAUUUCUUCUUGUCAGGCAGGUGGCCUGUGAGGGAUGGUUGGGCAGAGGGGCAGAGGUCCUCCAGCCCACGCAGCACUGGUGGGAGAAGGGCCUGUGCAUCUGUGGAAGAAACCCUCCUGGGCCCUCUACCAGGCCCACAGACCCCACUCUGUGUUGUCCUAUGAUGCUGUCUCUUCCUGACACUAAGGUAGCUCUUCGGGUUGGUUGAGCCACAAGGAAGUGAUUGAUGAUGAUGACUUGAAAGACAAAAACUACGUUUAUUUUUCUGCCAUUGUUUUUUGUAUAGAGAGCCAGCAGCAAUUUGAAAUGCUUGAUUUCUUUAUAAUUUGGUCAUCUUAGGGUUUUAGAGCCAAGAUCUGGGUCUCAUUGUGGAGAGUGGUCUUUUUGUCGAGGGGAGGGGUACUUCAAAACAUUUCAUCUGUGCCACUCUGUCACGGCUCAUCACAUUCCUGUUUUCCUCCCCUCACACACCAAAGAAACCAUUGUCUUUGUUUUUCUGUAGAACCCGUACCCACGAAUAGAAGAAACCCUAGCUGCAAUAAUGUCUUAUUUCUUAUAUUGAGGAGAAUCAAAAUCAAGGUCAUUCUUGCCUGCAUCGUUUUCUGCCAUCCACACCAUGUGCAUUUUGAACAGGGACUUAUUUCUGUGAGUGGGUAUUCCCAUGUGUGAACUAAAUGCCACCUGGACUCAAGUGAAAGCCCCAGAACUAAGUGGCAUGCUCUGUCUCGUUCCUCCCUGGAGGAUUCAGUAGGUGGCAGGUGUUUGCUCCAGGCCACUCCUCCUCCUCCCAACACUGCGGGCAGAGUGCAGAGCAGCUUUAUAGCCGGCCACUCCCCCCUGUCCUGGGAACUUUAUAUAGAACUUUCCCUCACCAAGAGGUUAUUUUCAACCACCGUGUCUUGUCAUUCUCUUAAUGACAAUCUUUAAGAAAACUAUGAGUCAUGUAUAAAAUAUGUAAGUACUUUUUUAUUUUUAAUAACUGCAAAAAAAUCCUAAGUAACUCAAAAAGAAAUCCUAUAAAAACUCCCAACAUUAUUACCUAUCUUCCUAGUGUGAUUAGCAUGAUUGUACCUCAGAUCCAUCAUUGAGAGGUUUACCAUGCCCUAGUUGCUUCUCGUACUGUAGUUAUUAUAGUUGGUACCUUGCCUCCAAGUCGGAGGUGCUCUAUGGUCUUUGCCUUGGAGAUUUUGGUGUUGGUAGUUUUGGGUGGAGUUGCAGAGGAGUUUCUUUCUGGUCAGGAGUCCCAGAGUCCUGGCUUUAUGUGUCUCACUUAGGGAGGAGACAGGAGAACACGGUGUUGUCCUAAGUGCUCAGCCCCGAAGUUGUUGAGCUGGAAUUCAUAGAAUGGGUAAAGUGGAAUGAACAGAUACUACCAGAUGAAGGUAGAAACCAUGAAUGUGAGGUAAGGCUAAAGAGCACCCAGAGAUCACAAACUGGAGGCUGGAGUAACAAGACAAGGAUGCGGAACAUUGAGGGAUCGCUGGGGAAGUAUAUGCUGGUGUUGAUAUCAGAUAGAGGCACUUUAUGUCCGGUCAAAAUUCAAAGCCUUUGGUGGUUUUGAUACAAGCCGGUGUUUUGGGUUUCAUCAUUUUGCACUGGAUCAACCCUGUAAAUAUUCUUGAGUAUCUUUCAACCACUGUUUUUUUCUACUCUUUGCUGCUCAUUAAAAUCUCUCAUUUAGGUGCCAGAACUGUAUGUAAACAGCUUUCUAAAAAAUGAGACUGGGUUUGCUUUUCUUUAAAA
Molecule: messenger RNA, 3368 nt
Organism: Perognathus longimembris pacificus (Pacific pocket mouse)
Lineage: Eukaryota; Metazoa; Chordata; Mammalia; Rodentia; Heteromyidae
Gene: Atg14
Product: autophagy related 14
Exons: 10
Coding region: 18-1496 (492 amino acids)
Biological process (GO): cellular response to starvation; autophagosome assembly; mitophagy
Cellular component (GO): mitochondria-associated endoplasmic reticulum membrane contact site; phosphatidylinositol 3-kinase complex, class III; extrinsic component of omegasome membrane
Source: RefSeq, a predicted model, not a curated record